GGAAGAAUACUCCUCAACACUUUUUUAUAAUAAAAAGUAGCAGUUGCAGUAGAAAUUGAGCAUCGUUAUGGCGGAAUACCUAGCUUCGAUUUUUGGAACUGAAAAAGACAAGGUAAAUUGCUCCUUUUACUUUAAAAUUGGAGCAUGCCGUCAUGGUGAUAGAUGUUCUAGAAUUCACAACAAACCUACAUUUAGUCAGACUGUCUUGCUGCAAAACUUGUAUCAUAAUCCUCAAAACUCGGCACAGUCUGCUGAUGGCUCUCAUUGCAAAUUUUUGACCAAUUUGACUGAAGAAGAAGUUCAAGAACAUUUUGAUAAUUUUUUUGAAGAUGUGUUUGUGGAAUUGGAAGAUAAGUAUGGAGAGAUAGAAGAAAUGAAUGUUUGUGAUAAUCUUGGGGAUCACCUUGUUGGCAAUGUUUAUGUUAAGUUUAGAAGAGAGGAGGAUGCUGAGAAAGCUGUUGAAGAUUUAAAUAAGAGAUGGUUUGCUGGAAGACCAAUCUAUGCAGAGCUCUCACCUGUAACUGAUUUUCGUGAAGCAUGUUGCAGACAGUAUGAAAUGGGUGAGUGUACAAGGAGUGGCUUUUGCAAUUUUAUGCAUUUGAAACCCAUAUCCAGAGAAUUGCGUCGAGAAUUGUAUGGAAGACAUCGUCGCCGAAGGUCACGCUCAAGAUCUCGAUCUAAGAGCCGAGAGCGUAAACCUCGAUCUCGCAGUCGUGAAAGAAGACGAAGGUCAAGGAGUCGAGAAAGAGAUAGAAGAGAGAGAGAAGGAAGAUUUUGACAUUUUAAAAAGAUUUGCUUAAGAAACAUUCACAAAUUGUCUAACCAUCUCAAACUAUGUGUCAUGAAAAAUUUCUUAAUUUUUAAGAAAAGUGGUAAAAAAGAAAAACAAUUAUGUAUGUUUCCAUAGAGAAUGUAGCCAUUAUGUUUGUUCAUCUUUACUUUAUCACUUUAUGUCAUCAAUAAAACAUUUCAUGGAGCCA
Messenger RNA from Uloborus diversus, 980 nucleotides. It is a transcript of the gene U2af38, whose product is annotated as splicing factor U2af 38 kDa subunit-like. Gene Ontology annotation, molecular function: metal ion binding; pre-mRNA 3'-splice site binding. The transcript is spliced from 8 exons. The record is from RefSeq and is a predicted model, not a curated record. Gene Ontology annotation, biological process: mRNA splicing, via spliceosome. NCBI's taxonomy places the organism in Eukaryota, Metazoa, Arthropoda, Arachnida, Araneae, Uloboridae. Bases 68 to 778 code for a protein of 236 amino acids. Gene Ontology annotation, cellular component: U2AF complex; spliceosomal complex.